GCGACGCUGCAGAGGGUGGCGAUGCAGAGGGCGGCGCUGCGGAGGGCGACGACGACCUGGGCGUCGCAGCGGACCACGACGGCGCUGAGACGUUCGGGGCCUUCGUCGAGAGGUACACUGAGCGGCCCGCCGCCAUGGCCAACAUGUCCCUCUUGCAGGUAGCUCUCACACGCGGCCCGCCCGCCAACCGGCGCGACAACAGGUGGAGCACCAACCGCCGUGAGGCCGUUGUGCGCGUGUUCCCGCGUCCCAAGCUCACGCCCAACGACGAGCAGAACGAGGAGUUCUACCGCGUUGAGGUCCUUCUGCAGGUGCCGUGGCGCACCGAGGAGGAGGCCAAGGGCGGCUUUGCCACCUGGAAGGAGGCGUUCCAGGCCAACAACCUGGCGCCCAGGCGUGAUCGUGACAUCCACGCCCUUGCCGCGGCUGCGGCGGCCGAGUUGAGGGCCGAGGAGGCUGCCGAACGCGCCCAGUUUGAGGACCCUGUCUUUGAGGGUGAGGAGGACGACGGCCUCGAGGAGUGGAUGGUGGCCGCCAGGAUGGGUGCCCACGGCCGGGUCGAGCAAGUUGAACUUGGCCGCCGUGAAGUCGAUUUAAGUUACGACUGGCACGCGUCCUCGGACGCUUACGGCGACAUCGCCAAGCUGCGGACUUUUGUUGCAGACAGCAAGGCUGAACACGUCGAGGCGCCGCGGGAACGUGUGCUGCCCGACAUCGUGUACUCCGCGGAGCAGCAGACCGUGCUGAACCUGCUGCAGUCCCAGAUAGACUCUGUCCUGCACCCUGACCCCAAUGCGCGCCCCGUGCCCAAGCGGGUCAUCAUUCAAGGUAAAGCAGGGUCUGGCAAGAGCACCGUCAUUGACAAAAUGAUGGCGAUGAUUGUCGAGGCCUUCGGGCUGGAGGCAGUCAAGCUCAUGGCCUACACCGGUGUGGCUGCUUUGAACAUUGGCGGGGAGACCAUCAAUUCGUGUCUCAAGAUUCCCGUCCAAGUCGGGGACUACCCCGAGAUGAACGCCGAGGCGUUGCGCAAGUUCCAGGACGCCAUGGCCCCUGUCCGGUUCCUGAUCGUGGACGAGUACUCCAUGGUGGGCAGCAAGUUGCUGGGCUACAUGGAGAGGCGCUGCCGGGACGGCAAGCCUGACUGUGACGACCCGUUUGGCGGCUGUUUUGUCUAUCUUGUAGGUGACAUUCGCCAGCUGCCGCCGGUGGGGGAUCCAGUGCUGUACCCACCACUGCCAGCACCGUGGCACAACCGUGCUGCGCGCCAGCCUGUGUCGCCCGAGGUGACGCGGGGAAGGAUGGCGUUCGCCUCCUUCCAGAAGUCCGUCAUCCUGCCGGUGUCUCAGCGGCAAGCUGACGACACGCUCCGCGAGUUUCUGGACCGCCUCAGUGUUGGGAACACCACGAACGCGGACUUUGCUCGCCUCAGUGAGCGGUUCCUGCUCAACGUGCCUGUGGCCGAGCGGGAGGCCUUCCGUGAUGCUCUGCACAUCUACUGGACGCGCGUCGAGGUGAUGGAGCACAACAUAAAGAGGCUCGUGGACCUGCAGACCCCUGUUGCCCGUAUCCCCGCCAGGCACCACGGCCCGGGCGCCGCCAACGGGACCACGGACGCGGCCGGGGGCCUGGACAGGGUGCUCUACUUGUCCAAGGGCGCGCGCGUCAUGCUGCGCAGCAACCUGUGGCUGAAGGCGGGUCUCGUCAACGGCGCACUGGGCACCGUGGUGGACAUCAUCUACCGCAAGAAGCCGUCCAAGGCUUCGGUCCAAGCAGUGCCACGAUUUGAAGGUGAAUCAAUUCUUCUAUACUUGUAUGUGUCUGAAUGCUUCUUCAUAAGUUGA
Thrips palmi is the source of this 1841-nucleotide messenger RNA. Its product is annotated as ATP-dependent DNA helicase RRM3-like. Gene Ontology annotation, biological process: telomere maintenance; DNA repair. Gene Ontology annotation, molecular function: DNA helicase activity. The record is from RefSeq and is a predicted model, not a curated record. Bases 135 to 1841 code for a protein of 568 amino acids. Lineage: Eukaryota; Metazoa; Arthropoda; Insecta; Thysanoptera; Thripidae. The transcript is spliced from 3 exons.